Molecule: messenger RNA, 2511 nt
Organism: Medicago truncatula (barrel medic)
Lineage: Eukaryota; Viridiplantae; Streptophyta; Magnoliopsida; Fabales; Fabaceae
Exons: 19
Coding region: 1-2265 (754 amino acids)
Biological process (GO): protein deubiquitination
Cellular component (GO): cytosol; nucleus
Molecular function (GO): cysteine-type deubiquitinase activity
Source: RefSeq, a predicted model, not a curated record
AUGCACAUGUGGGGGUGUAUAUAUUAUCUUAUUGCUUCAAUAGACCCUGAUGAAGGAAUGUCAUGGACUAGUGGAAAGAAAGAUUUCUUCAAGCAGACAGAUGAUCACUUGUAUGAUCAACAUGAUAACAAAUACGGGGUUAAGUGCACAAGUGCUCGAACAGUUUAUAGAGUUGGUCAACGAAAGGAGAAGGCGCAAGAAGAAAUCUCUGGUUCUCAUGAUAAAUCCGAGAAGGAGAAGAAGAAUAAUGAUUUUGAUACUUCAGUCUCUAAAUCUGUUUGUGCCCACCUGGAAGCUGGUAUUCGAAACAUGCAUAAUUCUUGCUUUAUGAAUGCAAUUUUCCAGGCAUUUAUUCAUACUCCGCACCUGUAUCAUGGUCUUGGUAAUUUCCAGCAUCGUCCAUGUAGUCACAACGGUUUCUGCUUUAUGUGUGCUUUCCAAGACCUCUUUAUCGAAGCCUUGAGUCCUUCUCGAUCCAUAGUUAUUCCUUCCAAACUUUUUGAAAACUUGAAACGUUUCAGGAGUACUUUUGUAAAAGGUCAUCAUGAGGAUCCUCACGAGUUUAUGCAGUCAGCUCUGUAUCAUCUGCGAAAAUACUUCCCAAAUUUCAAUAAUUUAAUCAAUCAAAUAUUUGGGGUCGUUUUUGUUAACAAACUUCAAUGCCAUUGUGGUUGCUUUGCUGAUGAUAAAUUUGGGACGGAGUUUGAGUUGAGUUUAAACAUUACCGUCCCAGAUCGCAUAGAAAACAUUCAAAUGGCUCUGAAUAAUUACUUUGAGAAAGUACGGGUGAAAAGAUAUUGUAGUUUCUGCAAAAAAUAUAACUUCAGUGAUAAAUGGUUGCUGCUUACCGAACCACCUUUAGUUGCUAUAAUUCACUUAAAAAGGUUUGGCAACAAUGAAUGGAAGAUUGCGAAGCCUGUUUCUUUCUCCAUGGAAUUGGACUUGAAGCCAUAUAGUACUGGCAGUGACAAUGUCUCUUGGAAAUAUGAUCUAUAUGCGAUGGUUCAUCAUAAAGGAGAUGUAAUUGCUGAGGGGCAUUUUGUUUGUUAUGUUCGUAGUGAUACAGGUCAAUGGUACUUGAUGGACGACGCUGUGGUAAUUAAAGCUGAUGAAGCAGAAGUCUUAAGCAAAGAAGCAUACCUUUUGUUCUAUUUACGGAAAGAUGGUUCUCAUGAUAAACCCAAGAAGGAGACUAAUUCUAAACCCAAGGAGAAGGAGAAUUAUUUUGGUUCUCGAGUCUCCGAAUUUGUUUGUGCCCACCCGAUAUUUACUUAUACUAUGCCACUGUAUCAUGGUCUUCCUGAUUUACAACAUCCUCGUCCAUGUGGUCACAACGGUUUCUUCUUUUUAUGUGCGUUUCAAGACCUUUUUAUCAAUGCGCUGCAUCCUUCUGGUUCCACAGUUGUUUCUCCUUUAGAGCUUUUUCGAAAAUUGCAACAGUUCAAGCGUACUUUUGUAACGGGUGAUCAUGAGGAUCCUCACGAGUAUAUGUUGUCUGGCUUGAUUCAACUGCAAUCAUACUUCCCAUAUUUCAAUAAUUUAAUCAGACAAAUAUUUGGGGCCGUUAUUGUUUCCAAAGUUCUAUCUCGCUCUUGUCGUUGCUCUGCUGAUGAUGCUGAGGACAUAUCUGUGGAAAAGCUUGACCUGAGUUUAAACAUAAACGGCCCAGAUAACAUAGAUAACAUUCAAAAGGCUCUGGUAUCUUACUUCGAGGUAAAACAGGAGAAAGUAUAUUGUGGGAUCUGCAAAGAAGAAAGAACCGACGAGAAACAGUUUGUGCUUAACGAAGCACCUUUAGUUUCUAUAGUUCACUUACAAAGGUUUGACAGUCAUAACCGGAAGAUUGUGACGCAUGUUGCUUUCUCCAUGGAGUUGGACUUGCAACCUUAUACUAAUGACGCUGACGAUGUCCCUUGGAAAUACGAUCUAUAUGCGAUGGUUGAGCAUAUAGGAGAUUCACCUGAUUCGGGGAAUUGGGUUUUCUAUAUUCGUUCUGCUUCAGGUCAAUGGCUUUUGAUGAAUGACACUGAGGUAACUCAAGUUGAUGAAGAAGUCGUCUUAAGGAAAGAGGCAUGGCUUUUGAUUUAUUUACGGAAAGAGGAUACACCAUCAAGGGAGAAUAAACCAAGGGAGAAUAAACCAGUUGAAGCACAUGGGUCUAGAGGACAGAUGGUGCGUGUUCCUCCUAUCAUCAAGGGACUAAGAAGAUUGUUCAAAAAAAAAAAUCAAGGGACUAAGAAGGAGCAACAAAGAAAGAAAGCGUAACAAAAAAUUUGAUUAAAUAGAGUGAUUUUCACUAGGAGAGGGUGUGGAAUAUGACAGCUCAAGGCCUCUCUCUCUGAGACUCUGAAUUCUGCAUUAUUUCCUUUUUUCCUGUACUGCUCUUGCAGAUUUUCUACUGCACUUUUCCUGCUUUUUCCCUAAAAGGAUUCUGUCCUCUUUUGCUUAAUUUACAUUAAACAAUUCUUGUUCUAUUCACUCAAUUAAUCAUAUCAGUACAAGGUUCCAUCA